GGUUAUAAAGGGAGCAUUGACCCAUCUUUCCUUAACUUUGAGAGAAUUCGAACGGCUCUUAUCAUGGCCGCCACUUAACUGCUUCCGAGGUUAAGGUAAAGUGGAUAGUGAAAGGAGAUAGGAGGGACAAUUCGGAUGCACCCCAAGAUGGCGGACCGGGUGCAGCAUGUUUUCUGUUAGCUUCGUCUGCAUACUUUACCAUCCAACUCAAUUCUAUGUGAUCGUAUGAAUCUCUAAUACACCAUACUGACGCUCUAACCAUAAAGUGCUCCGGAAACUGCAGCAUGAAGACGAAGAAGAAGCUCUCUUCAGCCCGCAGUAGCUCGGAGAUUGAAGACCACGAUGAUGCUAAGAUGGAGGUCUCUACCGAGAGCUCCAAAAGAAAAGAGCCUUUGUCAGCAGCGAAGAACCCACCAGCAACUAAAAAGAAGGACACUGACUCAGAGGAAGAUGUCCAGCAGCUAUUGGUGAGUAAAGAAGUGCUUCCACCUGAGCAGCAGGAGUGGAGCCACAUUCUGGACCAGGAGGACACUAAGCCCCAACACAUUAAAGAAGAACAUGAGGAACUGUGGAUCAGUCAGGAGGAAGAACAGCUUCAAGGACUGGAGGAGGCUGAUACCACCAAGUUCCCCUUCACUCCUGUCUCUGUGAAGAGUGAAGAUGAAGAGAAACCUCAGUCCUCACAGCUUCAUCAGAGACAAACUGAACAGAUGGAAACAGGAGUUGAUGGAGAGGACUGUGGAGGAGCAGAACCAGAGAGAGACUCAGAUCCAGAGAGACCUUUACAACCAGAGAUUGAGGUCGAGACUGAAGAAUCUGAUGAACCUGAGACUGAUGACAGUGAUGAUUGGAGAGAGACAAGAGAAGAUCUGUCAGAAUUAAACUUGAAAAAUAAGAAACUAAAGACUGGUAAGAGACCACAUAGUUGCUUGGAUUGCGGUAAAAGAUUUAACCAAAAAGGGCAUCUGACCAUUCACAUGAUGAUUCACACUGGACAGAAACCCUUCAGUUGCUCUCAGUGCGGUAAAAGAUUUAACCAAAAAGGGCAUCUGACCACACACAUGAAGAUUCACACUGGAGAGAAACCAUUCAGUUGCUCUCAAUGUGGAAAACGAUUUAGAGAAAAGGGGGCUCUGAAGAUACACGAUAAAAUUCACACUGGGGAGAAACCCUUCAGCUGCUCUAUUUGCGGUAAAGCAUUUCAAGAAAAAGGAUACCUAACCCAACACAUGUUUGUUCACACAGAUGUCCAGCAGCUGUUGGUGAGUAAAGAAGAGCUUCCACCUGAGCAGCAGGAGUGGAGCCACAUUCUGGACCAGGAGGACACUAAGCCUCAACACAUUAAAGAAGAACAUGAGGAACUGUGGAUCAGUCAGGAGGAAGAACAGCUUCAAGGACUGGAGGAAGCUGAUACCACCAAGUUCCCCUUCACUCCUGUCUCUGUGAAGAGUGAAGAUGAUGAAGAGAAACCUCAGUCCUCACAGCUUCAUCAGAGACAAACUGAACAGAUGGAAACAGGAAUUGAUGGAGAGGACUGUGGAGGAGCAGAACCAGAGAGCGACUCAGAUCCAGAGAGACCUUUACAACCAGAGAUUGAGGUCAAGAUUGAAGACUCUGAUGAACCUGAGACUGAUGACAGUGAUGAUUGGCAAGAGACAAAAGAAGAUCUGUCAGAAUCAAACUUGAAAAAUAAGAAACUAAAGACUGGUAAGAGACCACAUAGGUGCUCGGAGUGUGGUGAAAGAUUUUACCACAAAGGGUCAAUGACCAAACACAUGUUGGUUCAUACAGGAGAGAAACCCUUCAGCUGCUGUUUGUGUGAUAAAAGAUUAAGUACUAAGGGAAGUCUGACCACUCAUAUGAUGGUUCACAGUGAAAAGAAACGCUACAGCUGCUCUCAGUGUGAGAAAAGAUUUACCCAUAAGGCUGGUCUGACAAAUCACAUGGCAAACCACAGAGGGGAGAAACCCUUCAGCUGCACUGAGUGUGGUAAAAGUUUUACCCAAAGAGGAACUCUGGCCACACACAUGUUAGGUCAUACAGGAGAGAAACCAUUCAGCUGCUCUCAAUGUGAGAAAACAUUUACUCAUAAGUCUAGUUUGACAUAUCACAUGGCAAAUCAUAGAGGGGAGAAACCCUUCAGCUGCCUUGAGUGCAGUAAAAGAUUUAACCGAAAGAAGGUUAUGACCAGACACAUGUUAGGUCAUACAGGAGAGAAACCCUUCAGCUGCUCUGAGUGUGGUAAAAGAUUUAAUCGAAAAGAUCUUGUGACCAAACACAUGUUAGUUCACACAGGAAAGAAACUCUUCAGCUGCGCUGAGUGUGGUAAAAGAUUUAAGCAAAAAUGGCAUCUGACCACACACAUGAUGAUUCACACUGGAGAGAAAUGCUAA
Labrus bergylta (ballan wrasse) is the source of this 2393-nucleotide messenger RNA. Its product is annotated as zinc finger protein 585A-like. Gene Ontology annotation, biological process: regulation of DNA-templated transcription. The record is from RefSeq and is a predicted model, not a curated record. Gene Ontology annotation, molecular function: DNA-binding transcription factor activity, RNA polymerase II-specific; RNA polymerase II cis-regulatory region sequence-specific DNA binding. NCBI's taxonomy places the organism in Eukaryota, Metazoa, Chordata, Actinopteri, Labriformes, Labridae.